CACGCCGAGGGACGGGAACGGGCAACGGCUAUCGUUAAUGUGACGGAUUGCCCUCUAAAGAAUGGCGUUAAAGUCACGCUGAAUCUACGCGUUUACACAUCAACGUACAGCCUCGAUCCUCGAGAGAAGGAGCCGCGUCUGCUUUCGUUCGGGCAGGCCGUUUGGUGAGCGAUGCUGCCGGCUUCUGGCUGUGACUGCCCCCACCUGGACUGCGUGGGGGAAAUCACCAAGGAGGAACUCAUUCAGAAAUCCCACGGCCAAUGCCAAGACUGUAAAGUCGGCGGACCAAAUCUGUGGGCGUGUUUGGAGAAUGGCUGUGCAUACGUUGGCUGUGGAGAAUCUCACACCGACCACAGCACCGUGCAUUCGCAGGAGACGAGGCACAACCUCACAGUGAACCUGACCACGCUCAGGGUGUGGUGCUACGCCUGCGGCAAGGAGGUUUUCCUGGAGCGUAAGCUUGGUCCUCACUCUCCCCACGGCACCAGCAAACCGCUCCCGUCUCCGCAGAACGCUGGACAGGAUAACAGCAGGGCCCCUGGGAGCCCAACCUCCCUGAGAGUGCCACCUAAUGGAGGCUGUGAAGACCUGGAUAUGGACAUGGAGGAGGAGGAUGAACUGCGGGCCAGAGGCCUGACGGGGCUGAAGAACAUAGGCAACACCUGCUACAUGAACGCUGCCCUGCAGGCCCUGUCCAACUGCCCGCCCUUGACGCAAUUCUUUCUCGAAUGUGGUGGCAUGGUGAGGACGGACAAGAAACCUGCACUCUGCAGAAGUUACCAGAAGCUUGUGUCGGACCUUUGGCACAAGAACAGACCCUCUUACGUGGUUCCAACCAACUUGUUCCAGGGGAUCAAAGCCAUAAACCCCAUGUUCAGAGGAUAUUCUCAGCAGGACUCUCAGGAGUUCCUGCGCUGCUUGAUGGAUCAGCUUCACGAGGAGCUGAAGGAGGCGCAGCCAGAGCCCUACGACCAGUCCAACGGCGUCACCGUGGACGACGGUCCCGAGGAGGACAACCGCAGUCAGUCGGACAACCGCAGUCAGUCGGACAACCGCAGUCAGUCGGACAACGACUUCCAGUCGUGCGAGUCCUGUGGCAGCAGCGAGCGGGCCGAUAACGAGGUGCAGGGCGGUAACGCCACCAAGGAAGACACCAACGAGGCAGAGAUGCUGAUUACUGAGGAAAAUGAAAUCCAGUCCAACAGGGAGUGGCAGAAGGAGAAGAACAUGAUUAAUGACCUUUACCGCUCUGGAGUUAAUGGGGUCAUGGGCGGAAGCACUGGGGUGGACAUGGACAAAGACGUGGACACCACCACCGAAACAACGCCCAUUAUCAGCAGCCAGGGAGCCAUCAAGGUUCAAGGAAGAACAUCAGAUUCCUUCCCAGACAUCCAAAUAUCCAACUCCACAAGACCACAGAGUCCGGUCCCGACGGAGGGACACAUUCCCAAAAUGUCCAGCAGUCCGCCCAAAGCUGCUUCAGGCUGGUCCAGCCUUAUCCCUUCACACAAGAAAGCAGUGACUACAUUCUCCGCACCGAAGAGCAAGCGUCAGAAGAAAUACCGCAGUGUCAUCUCCGACGUGUUUGAUGGGACCAUCGUCAGCUCCGUUCAGUGCCUCACCUGUGACCGGGUGUCUGUUACUCUGGAGAACUUCCAGGACAUCUCGCUGCCCAUCCCAGGAAAGGAAGACCUGGCCAAGCUCCACUCCUCCACCCACCAAACCUCCCUGGUUAAGGCCGGCUCUUGUGGAGAAGCGUAUGCCCCGCAGGGCUGGAUUUCCUUUGUCAUGGAAUACAUCAAGAGUUGGUUCUGGGGUCCAGUGGUUACGCUACAAGAUUGUCUCGCAGCUUUCUUUGCCAGAGAUGAACUAAAGGGAGACAACAUGUACAGCUGUGAAAAAUGCAAGAAAUUACGAAACGGAGUCAAAUUUUGUAAAAUGCAAAGUUUGCCAGAGAUCCUGUGUGUACAUUUGAAGCGCUUCAGGCACGAACUGAUGUUUUCCACCAAGAUUUGCACCCACGUGUCCUUUCCGCUCGAGGGCCUGGACCUGCAGCCUUUCCUGGCCAAAGACAGCUCCGCCCAGACCACCAACUAUGACCUGCUGUCAGUCAUCUGUCACCACGGCACUGCCAGCAGUGGCCACUACAUAGCGUACUGCAGGAACGAUUUGAACAAUCUGUGGUAUGAAUUCGACGACCAAAGCGUGACCGAGGUGUCCGAAUCCUGUGUCCAGAACGCCGAGGCUUAUGUGCUCUUCUAUAAAAAGAGCAGCGAGGAUGCACUGAAGGAACGGAGGAGGGUGUCAGGUUUAUUCAACAUGAUGGAACCCAGCCUUCUGCAGUUCUACAUCUCCCGCCAGUGGCUUAACAAGUUCAAGACCUUUGCUGAGCCGGGGCCAAUUUCCAAUGACGACUUCCUGUGUUUGCAUGGAGGUGUGCCUCCCAACAAAGCAACAUUUAUUGAUGACUUGGUAGUAAUGCUGCCGCAGAACGUGUGGGAUCACCUUUACAGCAGAUACGGCGGAGGACCGGCUGUCAACCACCUGUAUGUCUGCCACACGUGCCAGAUUGAAAUAGAAAAAGUGGAAAAACGGCGCAAGUCAGAGCUGGACAUGUUUGUCAGGCUGAACAAGGCGUUCCAGGAGGAGGAGUCUCCAGUGGUCAUAUACUGCAUCAGCAUGCAGUGGUUUCGUGAGUGGGAGGGCUUUGUCAAAGGAAAAGACAAUGAUCCACCGGGGCCCAUUGAUAAUUCCAAGAUUACAGUAAACAAGAACGGUCACUUAACGCUUAAACAAGGAGCCGACUCGGGGCAGAUCUCUGAGGAGACGUGGAACUUCCUGCACUCUAUAUACGGUGGCGGUCCACUUGUGACGGUUCGGCCAAACAUCAGCCACCAAGAAGCAGAAUCGUCACAGUCCGAGGAGAAGAUCGAGAUGGAAACACGCUCUGUUUAAUCAAGCACUCUGCAGAAAACAUUCAAGAAACUAAAAGCCUUUUCAUUUUGCACUUGACUUUUAUUUCAAAUGCAGUCAAACAAAGGACCUCAUCUUUAGCGCUACAGGACAGUCUGACUGCUGACAGGUAGAAUUAACGUGUCCGAAGAGGUUUGUCAUGUUGUACCAAUCUGUUUGAAGAGCUCUUAAAUUUAUUAGCACUAUUAGCUCUAUUAGCACUCGUGUGUUGGGUUAUUUUAAGAACCAAGCAUUUAAAUUAUGUGCAGCUAAAAAUUCCACAGAAUGAAUGCCAUAUAUCUUCUUGACCAAAUGAGCACAUAUUGUAUGUCCAUUUGUAUUGUAUUGUUGGAUCACAAUUUUGCUGUAGAUAUAUCACACUUGAUCCUGUUUUAAAGAGAAUUGUGUCCAAUGAAUGCCCAGAAGACGUAAAAUGUGAUAUGUAAAGUGAUGAAAAUCACUAAGUUAUGAAGGGACUAAUAACUGAGUAGUCUCAGGAAUUAAUUUUGUGUUUUGCACUGUUCUGUAGAAGUACAAAUUGGCAUGCUUAUGCAAAUGUCUGGUUUGUAUUUGAAUGUACCAGUACUGAUAGUAUGUUGGUCAGGAUUCAGCACUUGGUAACUUGGCACAGAAGGGAGCAUAAUAAUAAUAAUAAGAUGUUAAUAGGUUGUUUUUUUCUAGGAAAUGUGUGGCAGGCAAAGUCUGUUAAGAAUGCAUGUGCUAACACGCAAACACAAUUUAACAACACAUGUAACUGCAUGUAAAUGCAAAGCUUCUUAUAAAAUGUGCACGCACAACAAAAUCUGGAUUUCUCUUUACUGAAUUGUACAGCUACCGAAAGCAUACUGAGCUGUGUAAUCAGCAGCAGCAAUCAAGUUAAUUAAAGGCAAUAUUUUUGAGUAUGGUGAAAGGGUCGCUUCAUGAGUUGGCUGAAUGGGUGAAGAGAACGCUUUACUGUGAGGUUUUGCAUAUAGCUGUCACUUGAGUGAGAUCCAUCCUGAUUUUUGCUGCCUGACACUAUUAAAUCUUGAUGAAAACACGAUUAAAACUGUGGUCACCUUAA
Molecule: messenger RNA, 4015 nt
Organism: Gasterosteus aculeatus aculeatus (three-spined stickleback)
Lineage: Eukaryota; Metazoa; Chordata; Actinopteri; Perciformes; Gasterosteidae
Gene: usp33
Product: ubiquitin specific peptidase 33
Biological process (GO): protein deubiquitination
Molecular function (GO): zinc ion binding; cysteine-type deubiquitinase activity
Source: RefSeq, a predicted model, not a curated record